AUGAUUUCCAUUAUUCAGAACUGCCGCACGAUAGAAACAUUGUUACUUGGAGUUUAUAAUUUAGAACUGGUGGACAAAGAUGGCCAGCCCAAAGCUGUGUCAUUUCGUUUACCUUCUCUUGCAAUGAUGUCCAUUUAUCAUGAACCAUCUAGUUUAGCACCAGCAUCACUAACGGAAAGUGCAGUGCGGCGUUUUGAAGAAUGCAAUACAAAGCUUGUCAGUUGGGGUCCUUUGAAACACGUUGAAUCGUUAAAUGCUCAGAACAGGCUGAAAGUAAUGACAGCAUUGUUGUUUGUUUUUAAUCAACACAUAGGGUUUUUGAAAAAAUCAGCUAUGGAGCCAUUUUGUAAAGUUGCCUCCAAACUUGUUACACAAGGCUUCAUGAAACCGGGACAUCACCAACGAACUUCUUAUGGUAGUGAUUCCAGUUUUGUCCCUAGGCUUUUACCACGAAUACCAGUAUCCAGUCAAUUUCUUCUCGAGUUCCUCCAUGCAAUUUAUUUCGCCAUGUACAAUAAUUGUUGGUACAUUGCAAGUCAAGCUGUUGAAGAUAUUCACAAUAGGGCAUGUUACGAAACAUAUCCAGAAGUUAUGCUAGUCACAAAUGCCAUACGUAAUUCUAGUAGCUCAGGUCCAGCAGUCCACUUGUUUCAAGAGUUUAUUUUAUUAAGGUAA
Molecule: messenger RNA, 675 nt
Organism: Copidosoma floridanum
Lineage: Eukaryota; Metazoa; Arthropoda; Insecta; Hymenoptera; Encyrtidae
Gene: Hyccin
Product: PI4KA lipid kinase complex subunit hyccin
Biological process (GO): protein localization to plasma membrane; phosphatidylinositol phosphate biosynthetic process
Cellular component (GO): plasma membrane
Source: RefSeq, a predicted model, not a curated record